UCAGCGGCCACAGAUCGGCAGGCACAAGCAGGCAAGCAGAGUGAUAAUCAAAAGUAGUACGUGCCGUUGUCAAGGCAAGACCCGCACCAUCAUCUGAUCACCACAGUGGGAGGGGAGGGGACCGCUGCUGCUGGUGUUUCUGCGGCACACACGGGCAAUGCAAGCCAAUGCAGACCACCAGCAAGUGGCUGUUGGGGUGGAGAAUGCCACCACCAAUGGCACGGGUGACCAGGAGGUGCUGGUGGUAGGGCAGAGGCAUGAACAUUACCCUCUGCCCAUCAUUCCUGCCCUAUACUGCAAAGUGCUGCUCCUGGUUGUGCUUCCUGUGGGCGGCUUCCUCCUGCCUGUGUUCCAUGCUGACGGCUCAAAGAUGGACACCUUCUCUGGCCUCCAGUACCUGCAUGUGUGUCUGUGGGCCGUGGUCAUGCUUCUGACGUGGUACAUCAAGGGCGAACACAAGAACUCUCGCAUCCUGGGCUACCAUGACUUCUACAACUCCACCAGGCACCUCCACCGCACCACCUUCUACAUCAUGAGUGGAAGCAAUGUCCUCCUGAUGGUUCUUGGCUCCUUGGUGAGGGACUACUGCCUGGGCGGGGCCACAGCAAGGUGUAGCGUUAACAUCUCUCUGUCACCCGUCAACUACCAACAGAUCAUCUUCCUGCUGGAGGUGUUCAUAGCUGUUCCCUUUGUCAUCAAGCACAUUGUGAUGGUGGUGAGGUUCAACGUUGUUGCCGCACCCCCAGACACACUUGCCGAGGACCUUGCUCUCAGGCUAUCCGGCCCGGAGUCCUACGUCGGGGUCAGGGGCCCCAGCAGCCUGGAGUGGGUGCUGGAGAGACAGGCCGAUCUUCUGCAGGUUUUAAGGCAUCGCAACGCUCUCUUAACGCACCAGGUCUACACACUCACACAGCAGCUGGAGGAAAGCCAUGCCUAACACACACACACACACACACACACACACACACACACACACACACACACACACACACACAGCAAAGAGAGAGACAAUGUAAAGAAGGAGGAGGAGGAGGAAGGGAAGGGAAAGUAGGAAGAGAAGGAGGAGGAGAAGGGAAGGAAAAGUAGUAAUAGGAGGAAGUUGAGGUGGAUAGGAUAUGGAAGCCAGCAGGGAGAGAAAUAAUGAAAAGAAGGAGGAGGAGGAGGAAGAGAAGAAGAUAAAUACACACACACACGAACACACAUAUUUACAGGUCUGUGAAUCUAUGUUUUAAGAGUCUACUGUUGACUGAAAUCAUCAUGUGUAUAUCAUAGGUGUUACACUAUUCCUGUUGACAAGUUUUAAAAGAGUUGUUUGUUAGUUAAGGUAUCGGAAGAGUGGAAAUAUCUUGAGGUUUUUAAUUAUAGCUGUGAGUCAAUGUAUUUUUGUAAGAUUGCAGUGCAGAAUAUAUUAUGAUAGAGGAAAUAUAUUUGUAAUGCAGAAAUAAAAGAUUAUGUUGAAUGA
This is a messenger RNA of Eriocheir sinensis (Chinese mitten crab), 1462 nucleotides long. Its product is annotated as transmembrane protein 192-like. Gene Ontology annotation, cellular component: late endosome; lysosomal membrane. The record is from RefSeq and is a predicted model, not a curated record. The coding region runs from base 158 to 937 and encodes 259 amino acids. The transcript is spliced from 7 exons. Lineage: Eukaryota; Metazoa; Arthropoda; Malacostraca; Decapoda; Varunidae.